Piliocolobus tephrosceles (Ugandan red Colobus) is the source of this 461-nucleotide messenger RNA. It is a transcript of the gene MPV17L, whose product is annotated as MPV17 mitochondrial inner membrane protein like. Lineage: Eukaryota; Metazoa; Chordata; Mammalia; Primates; Cercopithecidae. The transcript is spliced from 2 exons. The record is from RefSeq and is a predicted model, not a curated record. Bases 93 to 341 code for a protein of 82 amino acids.
CUCAGGGCUGCUGGAGGCCCAGGAGGCUCGGACGCCUUGCAGGAAGCUGCUGACCACGCCGGCUCCUGAUCGCAGGCGCACACAGCACGGACAUGGCGGGCUGGUGGUCGGCAUUGUCGCGCGCGGCCCGGCGCCACCCGUGGCCCACCAACGUACUGCUCCUGACCAACUUCAGCCUUGUUCCUGUUCAGUGGAGAACAGCUUACACUGGAGUCUGUGGUUUUCUCUGGGCCAUCUUCGUCUGUUUUUCCCAGCAGAGUGGUGACGGCACAUUGAAGUCAGCUUUCACCAUUUUUCGUACAAAGUGGACCAGCGCCAUAGAAGGGUCCCCAGAGAAAUGAGACGUCAAGGACUCUCUUAAAGGGACCACAUAUUUGACCUAAAAUGCACAGAAUUGCCAGCAGACAAAAUACCUGAUGUGCCAAUUAUGCAUUUCAUUUUGAGGAAUUACUGCUAUUUAU